AAGCCGGAAGAGACAGUCGCCUGCGUCGCUUCUACGUAGACAUGACGCGCGAUGACAUCACGACGUUCGGAGCGUAAACAAAACCAUGUCGCCAGAGAGAGACUAAAGGAAGAGAAAUGAACGGCCAAGCAGACGUCGAAGUCGACUACAAGCGAAAAUACAAGAACCUCAAACGAAAGUUGAAAUUUUUGGUUUAUGAGCACGAAUGCUUCCAAGAGGAGUUGAGGAGGGCACAGAGAAAACUGCUCAAAGUGUCCCGGGACAAAAGCUUCCUUCUGGACCGACUGCUUCCCUAUGAGAGGGUGGAUGACGAUUCCUCAGAUUCCGACGCGACUGUGUCCUCGGACUACAGCGAGGGAGAAGUACUCCGGGAGAGGGAACGAGAACGGGAUGGAGCCAAGAAGCGAAGAAGUAGCCCGGGCACGUGUCUACCGUCAUCCCCCUCGCCUCACCUCUCCCUACUAUCUCGUCCGGGUGUACACGCGUUGCAGUCCUCCGGUUCCGGAGCUUACCUCAACACUAUGCCCUUCCCACCAGAGUAUUUGGCUCCCCCUGCUGAUCGAGUGAAGAAAGAGCGGAAAACAAAGGCGCCCAAAAACAAGAGAGAUCCGGCCGGGAAGGUGGUGGCGCCCAUGACCGCCAAUUACCCAUCGGGCCCGGCUGCGGCUUCGACGACCAGUGGCCCCUUCAGCUGGGUCCCCCGACAGAUGCUCAGCGGGGAUGCCGCCGAGGAUGAUGGCGAGAGCGACAUCGACAGCGAGCGAGGAGACGAUGACCGAGGCGAGGGUGACGAGGCCGAGCUGGUCAUUGACAUCCCUAAUGAGUGAGCUUGUCUGCGUGCGUGGACGUGCGUGUGUUUACAUGAAUACAGUCAUCCCCAGCUAUUUGCGGGAUGAGGAUCGAGCACCACCGUCAUUAAUGAGGAAUUGAACAUUUUCCGUUCCAACGAGGCUAAACUUAGCUCCUGCGGGUACAUUAGUGGCUAUAUCAAUUAAUCAAUCAUUGUUUGAACACAAAUAUUGGAGUGACAAAUAAUAUUUAAAAAAAUACUCAGGCAUACAUUAUUUAUCCUCCGCAAAAAAUGACAAAUUUUACUCGUUACUGUGGAAUGACCAUCUCCCAUGUGUGGAAUUCUGUGUUAUACCGCCCCCUGGUGGCCCCUAAUGCACGCAAUAGAAGGAGCAGCAAAUAAUGUUUAAUUCUUGACAUUCCAUUUAAUUGUCAUUGCUUUUUCUGUAAAGUUCUUUCUGAUAGUGUUGCUUUUCUUGUUAAGAAUGUUUUUAUUUUUUGUGAAUAGUUCACCAGAAAUGUGCAUGGGAUUAUUUUAUGUUACGUGAGAUUUACCCCACUAAUUUCGUGAACUAGUCCAUGCUUGUACCAAACGGUCCUUUCCACAGUUUAGUUUCAAGGACUCCCCCGUGUGGACUGUCUUCAAACUGCACCAUCACUUUGCAAACAACCUCCCAUGUAAAGAAAUAAGGCUGUCAAGCUUUAUUAGGAUGUUGUAGGUGUGCCAAAAACUUUUAAAGGGAGCGAAGAAAAAGAAAAGUGACUUUGAUCGCAUUGGUUACAACAUUUCAAACAUGGUUUAAUAAAUCACCUUUGGGCCUCGUUUAAAUUGA
Molecule: messenger RNA, 1622 nt
Organism: Hippocampus zosterae (dwarf seahorse)
Lineage: Eukaryota; Metazoa; Chordata; Actinopteri; Syngnathiformes; Syngnathidae
Gene: ino80e
Product: INO80 complex subunit E
Exons: 8
Coding region: 117-827 (236 amino acids)
Biological process (GO): chromatin remodeling
Cellular component (GO): Ino80 complex; nucleus
Source: RefSeq, a predicted model, not a curated record